GCUAGCUUGCUAGUUAGCUAGCCUAGUCAACAAUUAGAAAAGGAAAAGUCAGGCAAUCAACUAGAUAGCCAGCUAUAAACAUUAACUACUUCUGUUUUAUAUUAUCAGCUGUGAGAUGAUUUUACUGGUAACAACACUAUUAAUAUUCAAAAAAAAAGUUUUUAACAACCACCACAGGACGGGCAGUGUUUCCAGGAAAAUUCCAUCACACUUUAGGCAUCAAAGGAUGGAAAGGGGCUUGGUGAUUGCAUCCACUGUCAUCGAUUUAUGAUGGUUCUUGCACUAAAGGGAGUGACAGCUAAUGUUACAACAAUUGAUUUACGAAGAAAACCAGAAUUCUUUGUAAAAUCUUAUGCUGGUGUGAAACUGCCUUGUUUAGUUCAUAAUGGAAAAGCUAUUGAUGACAUUAUUGACAUAGAAGCACACAUUGAAAAAUACUUCCCAGAUCCACUGUUAAUGGUACUGGAUGAUCAUGGUGCUUUAAAAGCAGGUGAAAAAGUCUUCCAAAAGUUUUCUGGUUGGAUUCGAAAUCGUGAUCCAGCUGCGGAAGAAAGGUUAAGAAACCUUUUAGCAGAAGAGCUACACCGACUGGAUAGUUUCUUAGGUUCCAGUAAAAAAAUUCCAGGUCAAUAUUUGGCUGGUAAUGAGUUUACUAUGCCAGACUGUAUUUUAUUGCCAAAGUUGCAUCAAUUACGAGUAGCAUUAAGAUUUUUCAAAGACUAUGAAAUUCCACAAAAUUUGGUAAAUUUGCAAAGCUAUUUAAGAUCUGCUGAUCUUAAUGAAGUGUUUUCAAAGACAUGUUGUGAUGAUUCAGAAAUUCUAGAAGGUUGGAGCAAACAUGUUGGUGAUCCAAAGAAAGCACAGAUGAUUUUAAAAGCACAAAAACGUUGAUUUUUUGUAUAAUAAAUAGCUUUCUUUUAAGAACUCCUGUUGUAAAUUCAGGCAUUAAUUAACCUUUGAUUCAUGAGGAAUUUCUUUAUAUUUAGAUUUAUUUAGCACUUAUUGUAAAAGAAUUCAUACAUUCUUCAAAUUUUUUCAUCGAUCUAUAUUUCACUUAGUAGCAGUGUUUCCUUGCUAACGUGUCAAAGUUAUAUGUUUGCCAUUGAUAGUUUCCUUUUCAAUAAACUUUAAAAGUCAUGCAUAAUAAAUAUCUAGUAAUAUAUUUUUAGAUCCAAGUGUUGGUUAAAAACACUCUCCUUCGUGGGACUUAAAAUUACUAAUAAAGAUUGGCUUUUUAUUUCUUUUUUGUAAAAAAAAAAACACAAAGGUGAAACUCGUUCUCAUAAAUGUAUUUAUAAGCGAAUCAUUUAGAUGAAAUAUUAAUAUGUAUUUAUGGUGGUAAAAUUGAAUUGUAUAUAUACUGUUAAAGUAUAAAUAUUGAUGGAAUUAGAAUCCUAUGAUUUUUUUUGCAUCAUCAGGCAACAAGCCCUGAAGGGGGUUAGGGUGUAUUAAUUCUCACGUUCCAUCUAUCUAUCAAUCAAUAGGGUGGCAGCAUAAUUUGUAAACUCGUAGACAAAGUGUCAGUACUUUUUCUGAUAAUUCUACUUAAUUGCGUUUUUCAGAGAAUAUCCCAAAAAAUAAUUUGUCUUCGCAAAAACAAUCUACCUAAUGUACAUAUAACACAAUUUAAAAGCUUUUCUUUCUCUCUCUCUCUAUCUCUCUCUCUCUCUCGAAACUAACAUCGCCAAUUAUGACGUCACAGCAAAAGGUUCUUAAUAAAAAGACAAUCUUUGCGCAUUGAUUAAAAGAUCAAUAAACAAUUUUUCGAAAAAAGAAUAAAAACUUUAUACUAAUUGAAUAGCGGAGAAUCCAAAGAACAAAUAAAAAAAAAAAUCGAAAAUUUCGUGGGACCACUCCUUUCAAAGGACUUAUAUUUGAAACGCAGGUUGUGAAGUUACUGAUCAUUCAACAUGUCACACAUUAGUUUAUGGUUUUUAUUUCAAAAGGAUAUAUUUUGGAAGGCAAAUAUAAGUAUAGAAAAAAUUAAAGGGGGAAGGGAGCGGGGGCUACAUCACCCCUCCCCCUCCAGCGCAUAGGAUUAAGGGCGGUUACAACCUUUGUAAUUUAAGACGGCACUCGCAUUUGCCGAGAUAAUUA
This is a messenger RNA of Hydractinia symbiolongicarpus, 2097 nucleotides long. Its product is annotated as chloride intracellular channel protein 2-like. The coding region runs from base 268 to 891 and encodes 207 amino acids. Gene Ontology annotation, biological process: chloride transport. Gene Ontology annotation, molecular function: chloride channel activity. NCBI's taxonomy places the organism in Eukaryota, Metazoa, Cnidaria, Hydrozoa, Anthoathecata, Hydractiniidae. The record is from RefSeq and is a predicted model, not a curated record. The transcript has 2 exons. Gene Ontology annotation, cellular component: cytoplasm; membrane.